AAUAACAUCUAAAAUUCAUCACGUUGUACAUAUAAAAAUUAUAAACCUCCGUCUAUUGAUACAGUUUUUAUAAAUAGGGUUAACAUUAAGUCUGAUGGGUUGCUGUCCCCAGCUAUCGAGCCUCAUCUGCCCCGGGCUUGAAAUUAGCAGCCUGGAGCUUCACCUACCCUAACAGGAUGGCCCACAAUUUUAGGUUAAUUCUGCUUAAAAUUAUCCUGCUUCUUGCCUAUUGCAUUCCUUUGUUUAAACAAGACCCAGCAGUGUAGAUUAGCUCUACCUUGCAUCAGAUGUAAUGCAUGCAGAGUUAUAAUUAUAAAUUAGCAACGUUUUAGCUAACUUUAAAAAACCAUUCGAGUCAAGUUUCACAAAAGCAAAAAUGACAGUUUCUAAUGAAUUUUGUAGUGGAUAUUUUAAAUGUCUUAACAAACUAUGGACAGAUGAAGAACUGUGUGACUUUACAGUUCAGAUCGGUGACGUUUCAUUCAGGUGUCAUCGCGUCAUUCUUGGAGCGAGUUCGCCAUUUUUUCUUGGACUGCUGAGAUCAGGAAUGAAAGAAGCCAACGAGGGACGUGUAGUUCUACAAGAUAUAUCAGUCUCCACCUUUCAGUUAAUCCUGAAAACUUUGUACACCGGUGAAGACGUGUUGAGUCUUGGCAACUUCAUAGAAAUCUGGCACGCUGUACACAUGCUGCAGAUAGGAAUUAUUGAAGAAGUGUGUGAAACAUUCGCUAAACAAAAUAUAAACGUGGAAAACUUUAAGGAAAUAUCACGCAGUGCUAAAAAAUUAAAUUCUAAGUCUGCCUGGUCCAGCCUUCGAAACUACAUAUUAAAGAAUUUUGACGCUGUAUAUACAGCAAAACUGUAUUUGGAGUUAUCGUUUGAAGAACUGAAUUCUAUAGUAAACAAUCCUGAACUUACUGUCAGCAGCGAAUAUGUGGUGCUACAAGCUGUUUUAAACUGGGCUGAAUAUAAACCUGUAGUACAGGAUGCUGACAAUAUAAGUAGCAAAAAAAUGAUAAAAACAUCAGGCUCGGCUAGAAGCUUACAUCACGUUAAUACUGAAAUGCAAUCCAAAAAACAGUCUGAUCGCUGCAACACAACUUCCAGCAUUUUAGAAAACUGCAGUUACGACAGACUUCAAGGACUUAACAACCUGCUGAAACGUGUAAGAACCUGCAUCAUAAGUCCAACUUUGCUAAUGAACGUUUUAGAACAUCAGUGCAUUAAACGCAAUAAUUCAGCAAAGCAAAUUAUUCUCUCAGCUAUUUUAAACCAAACAACUCAUUUUAGACAUGGACAAUGGCCAACAGCAGGUAUAUAUCGAAGAUUUAAUGAAUAUGGGAACUAUGGAGUUUGCAGUUUACAAGGUGACAUUACGUUAUAUGCUAUAGACCCGUAUGAUGAAAAAAGAUACGCAAUGAAAAAAAAUCCAUUGUUGAGAAAAAAUGUAAAGCUGGUUGCAUUUGAAAAUCAGAUCUACGCAGUCGGUCGUCAAUCGUCCUCUAAGACUGAAAGUAAAAUGUUUGUUUAUGGAAACAGCUGGAAACAUUUAGUCGAACUGCCAGGAAUAGAGUUUCACCUAACAAGUAAUGAAAAUUACAUAUACAUUACAAGCGUUGCGGAAAAUGUAAUAUAUCGAUUCCAUCCAAAACAUACGAAAGACAAUUUAGUUAACUUUAUAGAAGUUCCAGAAGGUUCGGUUGUAACACAUGUUAUGAGCUACCAAACGUAUCUACUUAUCUUCUGUACUGAAACAGUCAAUGGCGUCCAGGAAACAGCGGUCCAUAUGUUAGACCUUCCGGCCAAAAAUUGGACAAGACUGGACAAUCUUCAUGGACCAGCUAAAAAUAUCAUCAGUUUUCGUAACGACGACAACCAGUUUGUGCUACAAUCAAAUUUACUUGUGGGUUUUUAACCAAACUGAUGGAAAGUUCACAUUCAAUCGUGUAGCAACACUGUGGCCGGUAGAUCAAGUUCUACAUCUACAAGGAGCUCUCGUGUAUGAUGAAAAACUGAUCAUAUUUUUCCACAGGCCUAUUGAUCAAUCCGAAUCAUUUGUACGUCAAGUGGACAACAUGUUCAGCUUAAUUAGAUACUGGAGCAAUGACACGCCUUGUUCAAAUUUUAUUCCUGCUGUGCUGCAUAAAUCUUAUCUUGAUGAAUGUUAUGAUCAUUAGUUGAAGAGGGACAUUACAAUUUCGCAAUUCUACCUUAAUUAAAGUUCUGUAAAUCUCUCUUGAUUACCCUUAUAUAAACAUAGAUUAUAUUAUAAAACAUAUUAAUAUGCUUUAUUCAUUUAUAUCCUUUUUUUUCAAAAGGCUUUUUUAAAGAUAUGAUUAUACCAAUUUUUUUUAAAUUUUUAAUUUUACUUAUUACAUCGGAAAGUAAA
Molecule: messenger RNA, 2389 nt
Organism: Physella acuta
Lineage: Eukaryota; Metazoa; Mollusca; Gastropoda; Physidae
Product: kelch-like protein 2
Molecular function (GO): protein binding
Source: RefSeq, a predicted model, not a curated record